GUUCUGAUAUUUCGUUUCAAAGAUAUGCCUUAUUUUGAAAAAAUCACCAUUUUUGCUUUUGCUGCCGAACGGUGCGGUCGAUCUGGAGGGUCAAACGAGGAAAGGAAGUUGAUGAGAUGAGAUUAUCAAAGACGUUGUCUUUUAAUAAGGCGAAGUUGCAAAUGGAGGGAUUUACAAACCUCGGCAAAUACACGCCAAAGCACCAGGAGCAACAAAAAGGAGACCAUGCAUUGGGUGUCAUGUUUCAGCCAUUCAAAGGAAAAUGGGUGCAAACAUUAGGCUGCUUUUUAAGCAAGGGAAGUGCAAAUGGCACUGUUCUCCAUCAGAUAAUGAUGGAAGCUAUUAUUUUAGCCGAACAAGCUGGCUUAAAAGUAGACGCUAUAGCAAACGAUGCUGCGUCAUGGAAUAGGUCAAUGUGGGAUUUGUUUGGUGUUAUAAUGAACAAAACGUUAGCAUUGAACAUAUCGUUGAUCCACAAAGACGUUUAUGGUUCUUUUCCGAUUUCCCCAUUUGAUCAAGUGCUUCUGGAAUUUUUUUUCAAAGCGGAACAAAUACGCGAAAAUCUGAACGCCUGAUGGGCCAGUGUCAUUGAAACAUUGGUACGCAUUAUUGGCCAUUGAAAACCCCAAGGCUUUCAAUUUGAAAAUUAAUUAUAAUUUAAGAGAAGAACAUAUAAACCCACAGUAUUACCAGAAGAUGAAUGUUGCUUUAGCUUUCCAGUUUUUUGGUGUAGCCGAUGCAAUCGAUCUUUUAAAAGAUAAGCAUCCAGAUUUACAGGACUGUGAGGGAUCGAUGAAGCUUUGUAGAAGGGUUAAGGCUCUUAUUACAGCUAUGAAUAGUCGAACACCUAUGAACACCUUAAGACCAGAUAAUGAAAUGUGGAAGAAUAUUGAAAGCUUUUUGCACUUUCUUCGAGAAUGGGAAAGUAAAGCUAAGAAGGAGAUAAAUAAGUACGAAUUUAUCACAGAUCAAACUUGCUAUGGGUUGAAGGUUUCCUUGCAAGGAGCGCUGGAAAUUUGUAGAUUUUUGGCUAAGGACUGCAAUUUUAAAUACUUGAUGACUGCCAGGUUAAAUCAAGACAAUUUAGAAAGAUUCUUUGGAAUGAUGCGCAAUUGUUGCGGAUCAAAUGAUUAUCCCGAUUCGGCCCUUUUUAUUCAAAUGCAUAAGCUGGUUUCGACGUACUCCUUGGUGAAGCCACAGAAAGGGUCGAAUAUUUCGGGCGGCGAAAUCAUCGAUAUCCUGCUUAAAAUUAAAGAUAUUCAGAAUAUCGAUGAAAGACAGCAGCAAUGCAAUGCUCAAAUUGGUACAAUCCUCGACAAAGGUCUGAAUACCGAUAUUCUUCCAGAUGCGGCGAAAAUCAUGGAAGAUCAUGAUUAUUUUAAAUACUCAACUUCAGACUACGUAACAGCGUACGUAGCAGGAUUUGUUGCGCGCAAAGGUAAUCGCUUUGCUAGAUUAUUACAAAUAAAUAAAAAAUAGAAAUUUGCGAAAAAUGCGUUGCGUCUCUUCAUUUAUCGGAGAAUGAAGAUCAUGAGUCGGAGCAUUACAAGCUUAUCAAAAUGAAAUCAAGAGGUUCUUUGUGUGAGCCUUCUGUUAAACUAUUUUUAUUAAUCUCUGCAUUAGAAAGAGCAACUUUGAAAGUUUUUAAUGAGGGUAAUAUUAACACCGAUACGUUGUUUGAAAUUACAAAUGCUCUAGAAAAUUUAACACCUCUUCCAUUUGUUGGUUGUGAAGAGCAUGAAAUGAGAUUCACGCACAGAGUGGUAUCGUUUUACCUCACUACGAGAAUGCUUUUCAUUACGAAGCAGGCCAACAAGAAUGAUUGCAUUGAGAAGGAAACGAUGAGAGAAAAAAGAAAAUUAUCGAAGCUGUUAUAUGCACCAAACAAUAACGAAAAUAUAGCAAUCCAAAACAGUGAUUCGGUGCAGAUAAAAAAAAACGAAAAAAAGAGAAGUAAAAAGCUCUAUACCUACCAAAAAGCAGCGCAAGAAUUUGUAAUUUAUUGUUGUGUAAUAAACUUUAUUGUUAUGUACUAAAAAGUAGAAAUAUAAUUUACUUACCUCAAAA
Nasonia vitripennis (jewel wasp) is the source of this 2067-nucleotide messenger RNA. RefSeq lists its product as uncharacterized. Lineage: Eukaryota; Metazoa; Arthropoda; Insecta; Hymenoptera; Pteromalidae. The transcript is spliced from 6 exons. Bases 697 to 1479 code for a protein of 260 amino acids. The record is from RefSeq and is a predicted model, not a curated record.